Colletotrichum higginsianum IMI 349063 is the source of this 1146-nucleotide messenger RNA. Its product is annotated as Sterol 24-C-methyltransferase. The transcript is spliced from 4 exons. Lineage: Eukaryota; Fungi; Ascomycota; Sordariomycetes; Glomerellales; Glomerellaceae. The record is from RefSeq and is a predicted model, not a curated record. Gene Ontology annotation, cellular component: endoplasmic reticulum. Gene Ontology annotation, biological process: ergosterol biosynthetic process. Gene Ontology annotation, molecular function: sterol 24-C-methyltransferase activity. The coding region runs from base 1 to 1146 and encodes 381 amino acids.
AUGGUUUCCUCAACGGCUUCCAACCUCGAGCGCGAGGACCACACUCGCGAUGCACAGUUCAACAAGGCCCUGCACGGUAACAGUGCCAAGGCCACUGGUGGUCUCUCCGCCAUGUUCAGCAAGGGCCACGAUGCGAAGCAGGCCGCUGUCGACGAGUACUUCAAGCACUGGGACAACAAGGCCGCUAAGGACGAGACUGCCGAGGAGCGCGCAGCCCGAACUGCCGAAUACGCGACCUUGACCAGACACUACUACAACCUCGCCACCGACUUGUACGAGUAUGGCUGGGGCCAGUCCUUCCACUUCUGCCGCUUUUCCCACGGCGAGCCAUUCUACCAGGCUAUUGCCCGGCAUGAGCACUACCUCGCCCAUCAAAUCGGCAUCACGGAGGGCAUGAAGGUUCUUGACGUCGGAUGUGGUGUCGGUGGUCCUGCGCGCGAAAUCGCGAAGUUCACUGGCUGCCAUGUUACCGGUCUUAACAACAACGACUACCAGAUCGACCGAGCCACCCACUAUGCCGCGAAGGAGGGUUUGUCGAAGCAGCUUGAGUUUGUGAAGGGUGACUUCAUGCAAAUGUCUUUUCCCGACAACUCUUUCGACGCUGUCUACGCCAUCGAGGCCACUGUGCACGCGCCCAACUUGGAGGGUAUCUACAGUGAGAUCUUCCGCGUUCUGAAGCCUGGCGGUGUCUUUGGUGUCUACGAGUGGUUGAUGACGGACAAGUACGACAACGAUAACCUGGCCCACCGCGAGAUUCGCCUGGGUAUUGAGCAGGGUGACGGUAUUUCCAACAUGUGCAAGGUCUCGGAGGGUCUUGCUGCCAUGAAGGCUGCUGGCUUUGAGAUGCUGCACCACGAGGAUCUUGCCGACAGGCCCGAUCCCAUGCCGUGGUACUGGCCCUUGUCAGGCGACCUCAAGUACAUCCAGUCCGUCUUCGAUAUUUUUACCAUUGUGCGCAUGACCAAAGUGGGCCGCUACAUCAUGCACAACAUGAUCGGCGCGCUUGAGGCCAUUAAGCUCGCCCCUGCUGGUACUAAGAAGACGGCCAACAGCUUGGCAUGGGCUGGUGAUUGCCUUGUUGCUGGUGGCAAGGAGCACCUAUUCACUCCUAUGUACUUGAUGGUUGGAAAGAAGCCCACCAACUAG